AUGCGUCAACAUUAUCCCGACCCAUACAUGGCCGGCAACCUUGGUGAGUUAUGACAAAUUAUUCAUGUUUUCAAAGUCAAGAAAGAUAUGUUUUAUCUCAUGGCUGCACAACAGUUACUCAAAUAAUACUAAUGCUUCAUUAAGAAGGAUGAAAAAUUAUUUUCUAAUUGAUGCUUUUGUUCUAAAAUCAUAACCAAAAAAAGACAUUUUGGACAACAUUUGAGAAAUUUGUAAAUAAAAAGGUUUCAUUUCUUUGCAACUCAGAAGCCAUUGAUUAAACCUUUUAAAACUCUUAACUGCUAAUCACAGUUAAAAACACCUCUAAAUGUAUCCAUCUGUGUACAUGUAACUCUACAUAAGAGAUGUAGGUGAACAUAUGUAGUUUAAAUUUUGAUUUCAAUGAAGGGAUGGGUUAUAAUAGUAUAUGAAUAAUAAAAAGGCCAUUUUUUUAACCAAAGAAUAAAGUUCCUUUUCAGAAGAUUAUUCAUCAGAGGAGUUUAAAAGUGAAACUGGUCAGCCAAACUCUUUUGUAUUUGAUAUAAUAACAAUGCUGAGAAAAACAACCAACAGUAUCUGAUUUUGGUGACUUUGGCAACUUCACUGGUGUUAAGCCUCUUCCUUUUUGGGUAAACUGUGUUGAAUAGAAAAUAUAACUGAUUUGUUGAGCACCAGAGGUUGACAGAGCACUAAAUGACUGAAUCAUAUCUCAAUCUGUGUUUCUUUUCCAUCUUUGUUUGAGUUCAGGACAAAAUGUAAAGGACCUUAUCCUGUCUCUUUAACUUUUUACACAGGGCACAUCAUUACAAAUAAUGAUGAGUUGAGAAUAGUGAUGGUGGGGAAGACUGGAGCUGGGAAAAGUGCCUCUGGAAACACCAUCCUAGGAGAAGACUGCUUUGAAUCAAAAUUCAGUGCUCAGUCCAUGACUGUGGGGAGUUCAAAAAGAAGAGGCACAGUGGGCAGACAAAAGGUGGCUGUGAUUGACACCCCAGGCUUUUUUGAUACUAGGUUUAGCAUGCAAGAGACGGCUGUAGACAUCAGCCAGUGCAUUACGUAUGCUUCUCCUGGUCCCCAUGUGUUUCUGGUGGUCAUCCGGCUGGGUAGAUUCACUGAAGAGGAGAAGCAGACAGUGCAAAGAAUUCAAGAGAUCUUUGGCCAGGCAGCAGACAGAUACAGCAUGGUUCUCUUUACUGGUGGAGACGAGUUAGAGAUGGAACAAAAAACUAUUGAAGACUUCUUGGCUGAAAGUCCAGAUCUGCAGGAGCUUGUCACCAGGUGUAACAACCAGUACCAUGUCUUCAAUAACAGAAACAAAAAAGAUCACAGUCAGGUCACCAAGCUGCUCCAAAAGAUCAGAGAGAUUGUGCAGAAAAACGGAGGAGCCCACUACACCAACGAGAUGUUCCAAGAGGCUGAGAGGGCAGUUGAUGAGGAGAAAGAACGCAUCAUGAAGGAGAAAGAGGAGGAAAUCCAAAAUGAAACAAAAAAAAUUGAGAAGGAAAUACAGCAAAAGUUCGAAAGAGAGAUGAAGACACUAAGAGAUCAACUCCAGGCUGAUAGAGAGAGAGAGAGAAGGCAAGAGAGAGAGAUGUGGAGGCAGCAGCAGAUGAUCCAUGAGAUGAGCAUUAGGGAGAGGGAGGCGAGAGAAGCAGAAAGGAUGAGAGAGAAGCAGGAAAAAGAAAGAGAGCUGUACAAACUGUCAGAACAGUAUGAAAAUAAUUUGAGAGAGGUAAUGAGAAGACAGACGCAGGAGAUGAAUGAGCAGAGAAUGAAGGAAUGGCAUGAGAGACAAGCAGAGAGGAUGAGAGAGAGGGGGGAAAAGGAAAGAGAGCUGUACACACUGAAAAAACAGUGUGAGAAUGAUUUGAGAGAGAAGAUGAGGAGGCAUAUACAGAAGCAGGAGAUGAAUGAGCAGAGAAUGAAGGACAUGAAUGAGAGACAAGCAGAGAGGAUGAGAGAACUGCUGGAGGAAAAAGAAAGAGAGCUGAAAAAACAACAUGAGAGAUGUUUGAGUGAGGAGAGGAAUAGGAUCACAGAAAAGUAUGAAAGACAGGCCAGAGAUAAAGCUGAGCGCUCUAAUCCUGUCUUCUCUGCGUUUAAAAAGACAGGCAGAUUUUUAUGGAGUGGAUCUAAAGCAUUGGGAAAGGGAUUUGUUAAAUUGUUUAAGUGAGUGUUUCACCGUACAAGUUUCAUUAUACAUAUGUAUUCACUGACAUAUCUAAUCUUGAAAUAGAGAUGUGAUAAUGAGACUACAGCUGUGUCAAAGCAGUUAAUGAGUGACCUAACAAGAGCUCAAAGAUAACAGAUUUGAUCUUUUUCAAAUGUUCUUAUCAUUUCAUUUUAAGUGUUUUCAGUCUCAUCUAAGCUAGAUUACAUUUAAUGCUGAUUUCUAAUUUGAAUUGUUCAUUCUUGAAGAUGCUUUCUUUUAAAUCUAUUUGUCAGAGGUUGCUAAGUGCAAUAUUUUCCACCACAAAUCUUUAGCUUAUGUACAAAUAUCAAAAUAGCCAUGAAGAUCUGUUUCUAAUCAGCAAUAAUAAUCUUGACUCUAUGUGUACGAUAAAAUCACAUAUAUACAAUAUGAGUUGAGUUUAACAAGGCUUCUGUUGUCUGGAUUUCCUUGUUUCCUGACCUACUGUUUAAACAUGGGCAGACACUGAAAACUUCACUUUGCUCAUUAAAUUUUUUUUUUCAUUAGACUGUUUAGCCAAGUCAAUAAUCAAGAACUGAACCGUGCUCUGUGUGUAGACAAUGGGCAGUUUGUCUAG
Molecule: messenger RNA, 2762 nt
Organism: Xyrichtys novacula (pearly razorfish)
Lineage: Eukaryota; Metazoa; Chordata; Actinopteri; Labriformes; Labridae
Source: the annotation of a GenBank genome assembly